GGCGCCGCGGGCCCGUCCCAGCAGCGCCCGGAGCCGGCAGGCGUCCUCCCGAGCGUCCGGCCGGCCGCAGCGAGGGCCUGUCCCCCGGGGCGGAGCCCGGCCGCCGUGGACGAGAGGCUCGUCCUCUACGAGGACUGGGAGCUGGAGGCCUGCGUGGACGCGGCCCUGCUGGACGCGCAGAUGGACCGGGUCAGCCUGAUGCCCUUCACCUACCAGCAGCUCCGCGUUUUCAAGUGCAAGCUGGACGAGCUCCACCCGCAGGGCUACCCCGAGACCCUGGUCAGGCGCCUGGGGAGCUUCUUCCUGGAGGUCACCCCCGAGGAUGUCCACAAGUGGAAUGUGACAUCCCUGGAAACCGUGAUGUCUCUGCUCAGAGCCAGUGAAGGCCGGAAAGUGGACGCCCAGGUGGCCGCCCUGAUUGUCCGCUAUGUAGCGGGAGGUGGCCAGCUGGACCAUGCCACCCUGACCGCCCUGGCCGCUGUCUGCCCCGCCUCCCUGUGUGCCCUCAGCCCCCAGCAGCUGCGCUCAGUGCCUCCCAGUGUGCUCUGGGCCGUCCAGCCCGCGGACCUGGAUGCGUGCCGCCCACCGCAGAUGGACGCGCUCUACCGCGUGGCCCGCGCCGCCCUGGGGAACCUGAGCGGGUCUGAGCGCCUCUCGAGGAUCAAGCCCUUCCUGGGCGGGGCCCCCUCAGAGGACCUGCGGGCUCUUGCUGGACAGAAUCUAACCCUGGACGUAGCUACGUUCAAGAAGCUGCAGCUAGAGGCGGUGCUGUCCCUGACCGUUUCCGAGGUGCAGAGACUCCUGGGUCCCAACGUGCUGGGCCUGAAGGCCGAGCAGCACAGCAGCCCCGUGCGCGACUGGCUCUUGCGCCAGCCACAGGGCCAGCUGGACCGGCUGGGUUUGGGGCUCCUGGGGGGCAUCCCCAAUGGCUACCUGGUCCUGGACCUCCGCCGCCAAGAGGCCCUUGCCAGGGGUCCCCACCUUCUUGGGCCUGGACCUGCGCUCGCGUUGACCCCCAUCCUGCUCCUGGCCGGGACCCUGAACUGAGCUCACCUCGGAGGCGGGAGCAGGACCCCACCCCACGCCCUGCCCCGCUGCGGGACCCUGCAGGCCGGGCCGACGGGGCAGUGCUGGCGCCCCGCCAGGGUUGGGGUUCAAUAAAGAGGC
Molecule: messenger RNA, 1167 nt
Organism: Talpa occidentalis (Iberian mole)
Lineage: Eukaryota; Metazoa; Chordata; Mammalia; Eulipotyphla; Talpidae
Product: mesothelin-like
Exons: 8
Biological process (GO): cell-matrix adhesion
Cellular component (GO): cell surface
Source: RefSeq, a predicted model, not a curated record